AUUCUCCAUCAUCCAUCACCCAAUUCCUGAAAAUCCAAUCGAUUUUUUUUUUUUUUUUUAAAUUUUUCAUCCUCUCAAGCAAAAGAAAAAAAAAGCCUAAGACCCAAAAUGGCCCGAACCAAGCAAACAGCAAGGAAGUCCACCGGCGGCAAAGCUCCGAGGAAGCAGCUGGCCACAAAAGCUGCCAGGAAAUCUGCCCCGGCAACCGGAGGAGUGAAGAAGCCUCACAGGUUCCGACCCGGAACCGUCGCUCUGCGUGAGAUCAGAAAGUACCAGAAGAGCACAGAGCUUCUGAUCCGAAAGCUGCCGUUCCAGAGGCUUGUACGUGAGAUCGCGCAGGAUUUCAAGACCGAUCUGAGGUUCCAGAGCAGUGCUGUUGCGGCUCUUCAGGAGGCUGCGGAGGCUUACCUGGUAGGUCUCUUCGAGGAUACCAAUCUCUGUGCGAUCCACGCGAAGAGGGUUACCAUUAUGCCCAAAGAUAUUCAGCUUGCUAGGAGGAUCAGAGGCGAGAGAGCUUAGAUGGAAGAAGCAAAAAUGGCUGGGUUUAGGUCUUUGUCGAUUUUUUUUUUGGGUGGUCGUUUUCAGUACUGUAAAUUGUUGGUCUUGGAAGGGGGUUUUUUGACACUUUGGGAGGGUGUUUUGGAUUUUGAUUGGAAAAAUCAAAAAUAUAUGUAUUGUGUUAACGUUGGAUUUGAUGAUCAGUUAGAUUUGAAACUUCCUUCUUUUUUUUUCUAUGUCUAUCCCCUGGUUAGAUUCUUAAUUUCUGCAAAUCAGAGUGGACGAACGGAUUGCUGAUUUUUCUGAUGAUUUUGA
Messenger RNA from Ziziphus jujuba (common jujube), 813 nucleotides. Its product is annotated as histone H3.2. Gene Ontology annotation, cellular component: nucleosome. The record is from RefSeq and is a predicted model, not a curated record. Gene Ontology annotation, molecular function: DNA binding; protein heterodimerization activity; structural constituent of chromatin. The transcript has a single exon. NCBI's taxonomy places the organism in Eukaryota, Viridiplantae, Streptophyta, Magnoliopsida, Rosales, Rhamnaceae. The coding region runs from base 109 to 519 and encodes 136 amino acids.